Messenger RNA from Maudiozyma barnettii, 2322 nucleotides. RefSeq names its product AAA family ATPase AFG2 (gene AFG2). The record is from RefSeq and is a predicted model, not a curated record. Gene Ontology annotation, molecular function: ATP hydrolysis activity; ATP binding. The coding region runs from base 1 to 2322 and encodes 773 amino acids. The transcript has a single exon. Gene Ontology annotation, cellular component: cytoplasm. NCBI's taxonomy places the organism in Eukaryota, Fungi, Ascomycota, Saccharomycetes, Saccharomycetales, Saccharomycetaceae.
AUGGCCCCAAAAUCAAGCUCAUCCAAGAAGACGAGUUCUUCAAGUUCAGGUACCACCUCUGCGAAGAGUGUGAAGGUAAAGCUUCCAACUGAAUACAUCGCUCGACCAUUAAUCAUUAAUCAUGAUUAUACAAGGGCUUGUAAUAUUGUCAUCCACCCUGAUAUACUGAAAGCAAAUGAAAUAAGUUCUGGAUCCAUGUGUGUUGUUUCCAAACUGGGAGCCAAUGGUGUAGUUGCCAUAGCUAAAGCAGGUGAUGAGAAAUCUCAUCCUAUCGAUGUCUUCAUGUUGUCCUCCACAUUAAGAUCUAUUGGGAAUAUCCUACUAGGUGAUAGACUGGAGGUUCAUAAGAUCUCUUCUCAACCACCGUAUGCUUCAAUGAUCACAGUUGGAACAUUACAAAGUAAGAUGAUAAACGAAACUUCUGACAGAAAUGUUGUUGAGAAGGCCCUGAAAGAUUGCGGAAUCAUUUGUCCUGGUAUGGUUUUAGAAAAAAUUGUUAUGUCCAAUGGGGAAUCUUUAGAUAUUGUUGUUACUGCUGUUGAUAGCGACGCAAUGCCAGCUAUUGGCAAUAUGUCAUUACAAGAUAACGGAUCUUCUCAGUCAAUGUUUUUAUCCCCUCCAGUGCUUUACAAAAAUGGUUCUACUGGGUUUAAAUUUACCAAUGAGAAACACGCUAGUAGCAAAUACAAUAUUCCAGAACCACUGACGUAUGAAUUUGUGGGGGGUUUAUCAAAAGAAAUAGAGAUAUUGAAGAAUACAAUUGAUUUACCAUUGCACCAACCAACUCUGUUUAGUGAUUUUGGUGUGACUCCACCAAGAGGUAUUAUGUUACAUGGUCCCCCAGGUACAGGUAAAACUAUGUUAUUAAGAUGUGUGGCAAAUACAGCAAAUGCCCAUGUAUUGACUAUUAGUGGACCUUCCAUUGUCUCCAAGUAUUUAGGUGAAACUGAAGCCGCCUUAAGAAACAUCUUCAAUGAGGCCACCAAAUAUCAACCGUCUAUCGUCUUUAUCGAUGAAGUUGAUUCUUUAGCUCCAAACCGUGCUAAUGACGACAGUGGUGAAGUUGAGAGCAGAGUUGUGGCUACAUUGUUAACUCUUAUGGAUGGGAUGAGUAAUAAUGGUAGACUAGUAGUUAUCGGUGCUACCAAUAGACCUAACUCUGUUGACCCUGCUCUAAGAAGACCAGGGAGAUUUGAUCAAGAAGUUGAAAUAGGUAUCCCAGAUGUUGAAGCCCGAUUAGAUAUUUUACAAAAACAAUUUUCAAAGAUGUCAUCUGAACGUUAUACAUUAACCGAGGAUAACAUUAAGACAAUUGCUUCUAAAACCCAUGGUUAUGUAGGUGCUGAUAUUACUGCCUUAUGUAGGGAAUCUGUCAUGAAAACCAUCCAACGUGGUUUAAAUGAUGAUAUCCUGGUAGAUAAGACCCUUCUGAAGGUAACUAUGAAUGAUGUAGAAAACGCCAUGCUUGAAAUAAGGCCUAGUGCUAUGCGUGAAAUUUUCUUGGAGAUGCCAAAGGUAUAUUGGUCAGACAUUGGUGGUCAAGAGGAUCUAAAGAGGAAAAUGAAAGAGAUGAUUCAAUUGCCAUUAGAGGCUGGCGAAACGUUUUCGAGAUUAGGUGUAUCUGCACCAAAGGGUGUACUACUGUAUGGUCCCCCUGGUUGUUCUAAGACGUUGACAGCAAAGGCCCUUGCCACUGAAUCUGGUAUUAACUUUCUUGCUGUUAAGGGUCCAGAGAUUUUCAACAAAUACGUGGGUGAAUCAGAGCGUGCCAUAAGGGAAGUUUUCAGGAAGGCUCGUUCGGCAUCGCCUAGUAUUAUAUUCAUUGAUGAAAUCGAUGCGCUAUCGCCAGAUAGAGAUGGGGAAUCUACGUCUGCUGCUAAUCACGUCCUCACAUCUUUGCUAAAUGAAAUUGAUGGUGUUGAAGAAUUACACGGUGUUGUCAUUGUUUCUGCUACUAAUCGACCAGAUUCCAUUGAUCCAGCCUUACUGAGACCAGGAAGACUAGAUAGGCACAUUUAUGUUGGUCCUCCUAAUUUUGAUGCAAGAUUGCAGAUCUUUAAAAACUGUACUAAGAAAUUCAAAGUUAUGAAUACUUCAGUUGAUUUGGAGGAUUUAGCUAGGCGUACUGAUGGUUGUUCGGGUGCUGAAGUCGUACUUUUGUGUCAAGAAGCUGGUCUUGCAGCUAUUAUGGAAAAUCUGGAAACUGAUAGAGUUGAAUCAAAGCAUUUUGAAAAUGCUUUGAAAGAUAUAUCCAAGGGUAUUACACCAGAUAUGUUAGAAUACUACGAAUCAUUUGCAUCAAGAAGUGGUAUAGCCCAAUAA